GCAAUAUUUCCAGAUGACAGGAAAGGGUGUGAGGAAUAUUCAGACGGACUUACAUGCAAUGGAGGACCCUCCUCUUGCUUCGUUGUCAUUGACACAUGUUCGCUAUAACCCCAACGACCCGCUAUCUUAUGCUUCGGCCUGGCUAGCGCUUGUACCGCAAGGCCUCUGUGUCACAUACGUGUCGUUGAUAUGGGCAUCACGCGAGAUCGAGAUAUUGCUCAUGUUUGCGGGCCAGAUGGCGUGUGAAGCUCUCAAUUUUGUUCUCAAAAGAUUGAUUCGAGAAGAACGUCCAACACAGAUGCAUGGCAAGGGCUAUGGAAUGCCUUCAUCGCACUCCCAAUUCGUGGCCUUCUUCUCGGUUUCGCUAAGCCUAUGGUUACUCUUUCGGCAUGUACCGACGACAGGUGAAGACUACUCUCCUUCCACCUAUGCAGAAAGGUUACUCCUCUCUGUCCUCGCCUGUAUGGGUGCAGCCGCUGUCGGUGCUAGCCGUGUCUAUUUGAAUUAUCAUACUCCCAAACAGGUGUUGAUUGGUAUGGCUGCCGGAGCUAGCUUUGCUGUCAUCUGGUUUCUGUUUACGACUUCUUUGCGUCGCUAUGGCUGGAUUGAAUGGGGACUGGACACAUGGAUCUCGCGGAAGUUUCGCUUUCGGGAUUUGAUCACGACUGAGGAUAUGCAGGAUGGGGGCUGGGUUCGUUGGGAGUCUCGUCGAAGAGCGAAGCGACGCAUUGAUGUGAACGGUAUGAGUAAGAAAGCUAUAUGAGGCUGUCAACUAUACUUUGAGGACUUCAAUGGUCUGUGGAGCAUGCAUUGUCCAAAAACCAGGCUUGAUAGCUUUUCAUAGAAUCACCGUCUUGGUGGUGAUAGCGGACAUUUAUAACCGGGACACACAUCCUGCUUACCUAACUGUUCGUAAUCAGGGGGCGUUUCUCCAUUCUUCAAAAAGUCGCCUAACUUAUCAAUUGAGUUUGGCAGUUCCAGGGGGGAGUAUGUAAACUCGUAUCAGGGAUCAACACCGUAACAAUCUUUACUGAGUACCUGAAGAUGAAAGAAAGACCUACGGUUCAUUGCCUUCUUCUUUGAUCAGUGAGAUCUGCUUCAGACGCUUGUUGAAAUAGGCACAUAGAAGUUGUUGUAGUGGUGUUAAUCGUACAUGGUUAUAGGAAUCCUCGCGCUCGGCGUCUUCUGUGGCCGAAAUGGUG
Exophiala viscosa is the source of this 1202-nucleotide messenger RNA. Its product is annotated as dolichyldiphosphatase. Bases 14 to 763 code for a protein of 249 amino acids. Gene Ontology annotation, molecular function: dolichyldiphosphatase activity. Gene Ontology annotation, biological process: protein N-linked glycosylation; lipid biosynthetic process. NCBI's taxonomy places the organism in Eukaryota, Fungi, Ascomycota, Eurotiomycetes, Chaetothyriales, Herpotrichiellaceae. The transcript is spliced from 3 exons. Gene Ontology annotation, cellular component: endoplasmic reticulum membrane; intracellular membrane-bounded organelle. The record is from RefSeq and is a predicted model, not a curated record.